Messenger RNA from Lactuca virosa, 1575 nucleotides. The record is from the annotation of a GenBank genome assembly. NCBI's taxonomy places the organism in Eukaryota, Viridiplantae, Streptophyta, Magnoliopsida, Asterales, Asteraceae.
UGUUGUGUUUCCUUUUUCCGUUUCUCAACUUUCUUCCAGCCGCAUAACACACGAAAUCGCUGCUGGACCGCCAUCGCCGCCAUCUUCUCCGUUCAUCGUUUCACAAAGUCUUCCUCGACACCGUCAAUCUCCUCCGAGGAAUUCAGGAAAGGUUCACAAAUUCAUCCCUAUAAUCAACACACCUUCUAUCUUACAAGUUGAUCAAGAUGCCUCAAGUGAAGAUUAUAGCUAAGAAUUUCAUGGACAUGGUGUCCUCCUUACCUGCCAUGAAGCUCGACAAGCUAUAUGAGAAUGCCUUCAUUUGUGAAGCUAUUCUCAGGUCUUUGCCACCAUUGGCCAAAAAGUAUGUUCUCCAGUUGUUGUACAUAGAUGUGCCUGUGUCAGCCAGUUCAUUGCAAGAAUGGGUUCUUGUUGAUGGUGCUUCAAAGCAUAGAGUUGCUGUUGAUAGACUCAUUCAAUUGAGAGUAUUUACUGAAACUGUUGAUAGGAAGAAGGAAGCCACUUACAGGUUAAACCUGAUGUUUCAGAUGAACCUUCGGAAGCAUGUUGUUCAUGGUGGUGUGUUACCGAGAGAACCUAUGGCUGCAAAUAUAACAGUAAGACUCCCAAGCUUAGAGGAGUUAGACAACUAUGCUGCUCAACAAUGGGAGUGUUUCUUGCUGCAUCUCAUAAACUCUGCUGAAGUUGAGGUUACAACAAAGAGCAUCAGUCCUUCCAUGAUGAAAGUCUUCCAACGAGGCCUUUUAAGUCAAAGGGACAAUGAAGGUUCUCGGCUCACAGAAAGUGGUUUUCAGUUCCUGCUAAUGGAUACCAAUGCACAACUCUGGUAUAUCAUCAGGGAGUAUAUCAGUAAUUCUGAGGACAGAGGAGUGGACUCUGCAGAUCUGAUCUCAUUUCUGCUAGAACUUAGCUUUCAUGUUACUGGCGAGGCAUAUAAUAUGAACACUUUAGACGAGAUACAAAGGAUAACAGUUAAAGACCUUGCAGACUUGGGACUCAUCAAACUCCAGCAGGGGAGGAAAGAUAGUUGGUUCAUUCCUACAAAAUUGGCUACCAAUCUCUCUAUUAGCUUAUCAGAUGCAUCAUCAAGGAAACAGGGAUAUGUUGUUGUGGAAACCAACUUCAGGCUCUAUGCCUACUCAACCUCUAAGUUACAUUGUGAAAUCUUAAGACUCUUUGCAAGGGUAGAAUAUCAACUUCCUAACCUUAUUGUUGGAUCCAUUACAAAAGAGAACCUCUACAAAGCCUUUUCAAAUGGCAUUACAGCAGACCAGAUAAUUUCAUUUCUUCAGCAGAAUGCUCAUCCUCGUGUUGCAGAAAAAGUGCCAUCUGUACCUGAAAAUGUCACAGACCAGAUAAGGCUGUGGGAAUCAGAUCUAAACAGGGUAGAGAUGACACCUGCACAUUUCUUCGAUGAUUUCCCAUCAAGGGAUGUGUUUGAAGCAGCAUGCGACUUUGCAAGAGAAUACAGCAGUUUGCUAUGGGAAGACUCCAAAAAGAUGCAACUUAUAGUCAAAACUGAAAUUUAUGCACACAUGAAAGAAUUUCUCAGCCAUCAAAAAUAGCUCUCUGCUG